AUGCCAAAGCCAAAACGCAACAUUCAAGCUGUGGCAGAAGAAACCUUGACACCGCCAGAUGACCUGCCGCAAGGCCAGAAAAUCGCUCGUGUUAAGAGUGCGGCCGGGAACAAUUUGUACAAUCUAGAGCUACCGGCUGAUCACGAGGUCGAGGUAUUAAUUCCCAUCUUAGCCGAGCUUCCUUCGAAGUUCCGAUCUACGAUUUGGAUCAAGCGAGGGAAUUAUGUUGUUGUAGACACGACUGCCCUAGCUGAUCGUGGCAAUAAGCUGGGAGGUGAGAUCGUCAACAUCGUGAGAGAUGAGAAGAGGUGGAGGAAGAUGACAUAUUGGCCUAAGGCGUUUGAGAAGAAUAAGCAGGAGGUGUAUGGUGGAGAAAGUGACGAGGAAGAAGAUCAAGGGCCGAAAAUGCCGACUGACGACGAAGAUGAAGACUGA
Molecule: messenger RNA, 435 nt
Organism: Pseudocercospora fijiensis CIRAD86
Lineage: Eukaryota; Fungi; Ascomycota; Dothideomycetes; Mycosphaerellales; Mycosphaerellaceae
Exons: 1
Coding region: 1-435 (144 amino acids)
Biological process (GO): translational initiation
Cellular component (GO): nucleus
Molecular function (GO): translation initiation factor activity; RNA binding
Source: RefSeq, a predicted model, not a curated record